UUUUGAUGCACUCAAUUUAAUAUAAUACACUUGUAAUACACUUAUAAUACACUUGUUUGCAUUUUUUAGUUAUCAAAUGCUGAAGAUAUGUUAGCUAGCCAUGACAAUAAUUAUAAUGAUAAUGCGCAUCGCCCGUUGUCGGGUCGCGAGUUUUUGCCAUUUUUAGAGUCCCGACCAUUUAACACUCAUAGUGGUGAAUGCACAGGAAACGACCAUUAUGAUUUUGGCCAAUCAGCGACUGACAGUGAUGAGACUAGCGAGGAAUUCGACAUGGUCACUACCCAGAAGCAUUUCACUGAAGGUAUUCAUUACACUAAAGAAAGUGAACAUGGAGAUGCAUCUUCUAUUAAACAAGAUUCAAAAAAAGAAGUUUCAAGCAGACACACCAACAAUGUGGUCAAAACCUUAGCACAAUCCAAUAAAGAAAACAAAUGCAUAAAACGUAGAAGAUGCAUACCGAAUGUCCAUACUCCAGAAAGGAACAACCAAAACAUCGCGCAAUUAAUGAACGUAAAGAGACAAAAGCGGAAGUAGUCUUUAAAAGGCUGUAGAUUUGCUCCAAGACUUUCGACCAAAAUAAAAAUAGUAUAAUCCUUGUCUAAACAACUUGGUCUUUACAACGGCACCAAACACGUGUGCAUUUUUUGUUUUUUUGUAGCAAAAAAUACGGUUUUUUCUAUUUUGUUUCUGAAACUGAUGUUAUUUAAGAAUAUUAAAAUGAAUGUGGUGUCAACUUCACACUUUAUGCUAAUUUUGAAUGUUGUGGUGAAUCCUGUGGUGAAUGUGAGGAUGAAUGUCAGGAUGAUUGUCAGGAUGAAUCCUGUGGUACCUUCACAGUAGUGUUUAUUUUUGGAUGGGUUCCUGGCUGUUGAUCGUUUCAUAAAAACAAAUCUCGUAUUUAAAACUUUACGAUGUUUUCGUCAAAGCGGGAAAGCUGUUUUCUUGGUUGGUACUUUUUAGACAUGUUGCUUCCUAUCUCUUUCGACUAGAAUGACGCAUUUGAGGCCGUAAUGGAGGGCGAAGAUGAUGUUUUCGAAAUAGAAAAGAUCCUUCUAACAGCUGUUGAACAGGAUGUUCGCUAUUACAAAGUAAGAUGGCUGGGAUUUGAUGAAGAUCAUGAUACAUGGGAACCAGAGGAGAACUUGUUUGAUUGCAAAGAUGUUCUUGAUGCCUUCUGGGGGAAAGAUGGAAAAACGAAACAGAGCAAGCGUAAAAAACGAAAGUCGGACGGGUCGACUAACUUAAAGAAAACAAAGAAAAAGAAAAGACGCAAAGAGACAAGGAACGCCCAACUUCUUGGUUCUGUCUCUUCACUGGACGGGGUCGCUUCUCUUACUGAUGGAAAUAAAGACCUCUCGACUUCCGUUACACGAAAAAGAGGAAGGCCAAGGAAAAAGUCGGUUGCUUUCCAUGACGGUGGAAUGUCGGAGAAAACCAGCCUCGUCCUCGAGGAAUUCGAAAAAAAGAGUACUGAAGAAUCGAAUGAGAGAAGAACUUUUGAUGAUAUCACGAAAAUUUCACUCGAGAAUUAUAAAUGCGACGAUCUUUUGUCAUCUUAUCCAAUUUCAACUGAUGCUGAGCACGGGGACAAGAACUUCUCGUUCAUGUCAUCUCCCGAAUUCGUUCCGGAAUUCUGUGACGAUGGACUUAUGUUCGAUUUGCGAAGUGACGACGAGGAGAGUUUGAACGGAGAUUCCGAAUGUUACAACGCAGAUUCUGUUGGGAUUAGUUGCGAAGAUGGCGAUCUUACAUCCUCAACGAUAGCUGCCCCGGUGUUCCCACUCUCGGAGAAACCUCCCCCGGAAGAACUUCCCGUUGACGAAAGAUUGGCAAAACGUGGUGAAGAAGUCGAUAUGGAAGAGGAUGCUAUUACCAUUGUUUCAAAACAAUCGCACGGGGAACACUUCGAAACAACCGAGCACGAUGUCAAGGCGAAAAAGAAAGUUAAAAGUACGGACGCUACGUCACACGGUUGCAAAUCUCGAAAAAUCUUGCCCAACGAUGCUACACGUGCACCUAAAGAAAAGGCUAUCGACGGCAGUUUUGGGCAGUUUCAUGAGCCAUGUAACUCUCAACAAUACCACGUGAUCAAUAACGACCUAAGGUCAGGAGAAAAUAUUGCUUCGACUUCACGUGUGGUCCAUUAUGACAAUUUAGAAAGUUUGGAGCUAAAGACUCCAAUCAGUGAUGCUGAGAGGUCAGUUGCCGAUUAUGUCGAUGAAUGUAUGUCACCAGAAUUAAAAAUGGAGUGUUUUAUAUUACCAAAAAAUAAUUUUAAUGACGUUUCAGUUGAAGACACGUGCGAAGCAAAAAAAGCUGCUGCGCCGACUGAGAAGUCCGGCACCGAAUGGGAUUUAUUGGCAUUGGAUUUUGCCAAACAGGAGUGUAGAAAUGGAGGAAAUUUCGUAGCGAAUUGUUUGAAAACUUUAAACGAAAGCCAGUCUGAUCCAGGUGAAGAUCGCGCAGUAGCGUUUGAGGUACCGAAUGUAAACGAUUCUGUUUGCUCAGAAGUGAUGAGCGAAAAGGACCGUGCGGAAGCUGAAACCGAAAAGGCGCCGAGGCUUGAAAGUGUUAGAAAUGGUGAUGUAGGAGCUUCAAAAACGUUUAUGGAAGAUAAAGACGACGACAAGGUAUUUUCUGAAAAGCUUCGGGAAAUUAAUAAAAAUGGCCAUGGAGAGUCAUCAAGAAAUGUGGGAGAAAUCAGAAAUGAGCGCGUGGAACAUUUAGAGAAACGCCAAGAAACUGAUUUCGGUGAUUACGAACAUUUAGAUUAUGUUGGAGAAAUUAGAAGUGAUGUAACGGAGUCUUCAGAAAGGCAUCGAGAAUCUGAUGCAGGUGAUGAUGAACGUUUUAAUCUUGCAAGAACUGAAAAUGAUUGCAGGAAGUCUUUUCAAGAACCUCAAAAGACCGAUGUCGGUAAUAGUAAAUGCUUAAAAAAUCUUCGAGAUAUUAGAAAUGAUGAAAUGGAGUUUUCACAAAGAUUUCAAGAAACUGAUUUUGGCGAUGAUGAAUCUUAUAAUCGUGGAGAAACUAAAAAUGACUACACCAAUUCUUUACGCAGGUUUCAAGAAACUGAUGCUGGCGAUGAUGAAGAUGUAGAUAAUCUAGGAGAAAUUAGAAAUGAUGACGUGGAGUCUUUGCCGGAGCAUCGGGAGACCGAUAUUGGUGAUGAUAAACGUCAUAAUAUUGCAGAAGAAGAGUCUUCAAAAGUGCUCGAAGAAAUCAAAAAUGAUCGUAAGGGAUGUUUAAAACAGCUCGGCGUUAUCUCCAAAUCAACUGGAAGUGCUGAUGCAUCAAAGGGUGACAUGACCAGUGUGCAAGAAAUGCAGGCAAACGAGGAUGUUACCAGCGUACAGCCUGACAUAACGUCCGAUGGCGCGCCAAAGGACGAACACAAAUUUAGUGGUAACAAAGAUGGAAACUUAUCGACGGAUCCGAAGUCGGAUCUUAGUUCAAUUACUUCUUUAAGGAACCUUUCGUCUGACUUUGAGUCAUCGCAGGUUGAUGGAAAAACCUUGUCGGAAAAGUCAAGGACAGCGUCAUCUCCUAAAGUUCUUGCUCACAUUUCAGGUUUGACACAAUUUGCCUCAACUAGCAGUUUCGAUGCGUCGAAAGAAGUUGCCGAAAGCAAUGGUGAGACCGAUAUUUACAGAGCCGUUAAAGCCACUAAGGACGAGCUUUUGAACAGGCUGGAACCAACCGUACAAAAAAUGAAGGGAGUCGGAGAGGCCAGGCAAUUGAAUGCACGAAGUGAAACCGAAAAAAUUGCAAGCGAAACCACUGGUGCACAAGGGAUUCCGAAUGUUGAUUCAAAUAGUUUGAGGCCGGUGGAGAAAAUUGAAAGAAUUAACAGUGCCGAGCUGAAGAAAACAAGCAGUAAAGAUUUUGAAACUGUAUCGAAGACCACUGGUGAACUGACUAGUUUAAAAUUUACUUCAAAAAAAAUGGAGCAUUGCGAUUCUCAACCACGAAAUGCACUCGUCGCUCAACUCUCGACGUCGGUUCAUGACAAAGCGCAAAAGCCCGUGGACUCAGAUUCAGCGGCCUUAAGAAGGGACGAGAAAAGGACAAGCGAAGAAAGUGAAAUCACGAGCAAGACAACGUUGAAAAGUAACGACGGCGAUAAAAAGACAUUUUUUAAUAUACCAUUUUUGGAAGACUUUAGUAUGAAUAUAUUUUCACGAAACUCUAAGAAAGCAUCGUCAGCCGAAAUUGAUCUACCGCGAAAAAACGACGUGGUACGAAACGAGGACGUAUCACGGGAGAAAAAUGUAGUACAAAAUGAUGACGUAAUGCCAAAAUAUGACGUUGCGCGAAGAGAUGACGUAGCUACAGAUCAAGAUGUUCCUGAAAAAAAAGGUGUUUGUGGUACCGCUAACGAACAUAGUGGAACAUCUUUCUUCGGAAUUGCGCUAAAACCAAGAGAAGAAAGCUCAACGCAAGAAAAACCGUCAACAACGUCAACUGCCAGCCGGCAUGAAACCUCGGCUGUCGACAGCACAUUAUUCUCUUCGUCUGAUGCGAAGCCUUCGCAAAACAAUGCGGAACUGAAAGACUGGAAUGCCGUGACGAAAUCGACGAAAGAGGUCGGGAAAGCUCGAGAGGAUCAACCGAUAUUGUCACAAACCCUAUCGAUCAGCGGUUCCGAAGAUGAAGUCGAAAAAACGUCAACAAAUAAUCUGAAAGCAAAAGGCGUUGCAUCGAAGUCGACGUCAGCAACUGCUCGCUGUAGUCCAUUUGUUUCAUUUGCGCAUGGCAAAUACAAAACCAAGAGCCCAUGCUCCUCUUCAACCGAAUCAACUUUGACAAACACAGCAUCUUUUCACGUUAACAAAACGCUGAUUCCUUGCAAGGAACAACCCAAUCAAAGAUGUUCCUCAGACAAAACUCGCGUAGGCCAACCAUUACGUCAGCCAUCUAGUCCGUUUACGCGAUCAGUUAAGAAAACCGUCCUCUCGAAGAAUACAGCUCCGUUCGCGGUGCAACAAAACAACCGCUUUCCCGCACCAAAAAGGUUGAAUCAUUUUAUGCUCAGGCGUCUUUCUGCGAUGAUCGCUAGAAAUACAGGCGAAAGGCCUUUUUCCACUGCACCGUGGAUCAACUAUUUCUCAAGAAGUCAACCUUUACUCCGAGUCACUGCUCCGGAGACUCAAAGGCUGUUUUUCCCGACGUCACCUAUAACGCCUGUUAUUCACAAUAUUCCAUUGGUGAAUACUUUCACUAAUCAUUUGACGCAAAUGGCGAAUUUCGUGACACUUCAUCGAACCCUUCCUGCCAAUAUCCCCUCUUCUGUCGAUGGGCAUAAGGCUUGGUUUGCGAAACCCGUUGUUGCACCUUAUUCUGCAAAAAUGCCGCUGAGCGGCACAUUCUCCGAUGGCCUACAUAAGGCUGUGGUCCCAUCCAUGCAUCCAUUUCGUGAGAAUGUUUCUUAUAUGAAAAACAAGUAUGAGCCGUUGUUAGCUCACAGGAAAAUAGACAAAGAAAUUCAUGGUACCCAAUCCAAACAUUCGUCUGCUAAGGAAGUCUCCGAUGAAGCCAAAAAUGCGCAUUGCUUGUUCCGUAAUGACGAGGCAAGUUCUGGCCAAGUCAUUCGUAGCCGUGAGGGCUCGUUGCAAGAAAGCAAAAGUUUGUGGACUGGGUCAUUCGACACUAGAUAUGAAAGGAAAGCGAUUGGUCAAUCGUGCAGUACUCAAUCUGAUAGGGGCAGUACGCGAUCUGGUAAUGGUAGUAUACGAGCUGGUUGUGGCCAUACUCAAUCUCAUGAAAAACUUGAAACACUAAAUGGCACCGGUCAACCUGAAAUAGACAGAUAUAAGACCUUAGACGGCAUGUUUGCCAGAACGUCUUCUCUCCAUGUCUCUCUUUGCCCAAAGUCGAAAUAUCACACUUCGCUUGAUGACGACGAUCAAAAUAUUUUAUCCGGUAAUGAAGUCGAGAAUAGCAAUAAUGAAGAUACUUUGUCGGAAAAUCAAAUGCUAACUAGUGAUUCAAUGCCUUCUUAUGGAAAACCAAUGAAAAGCGAGGGAGAAUCGCCGGUCGAAGAACUUAGUAAUACGUCUGUCGAGAAUUGUGCUCGCAAAAGAAAUGAAACGAUAACUAACACGUCUGAGAGCAACAUGGUUUCCACUCUCCAAGCUCGUGGCAACAUGACGAACUCGACGAAACAGAAGCAAGCUUUGAGUAAACUGAAAAAAAUUAUUACGGACUCCGAUUCGAAUGUCGAAAAAGCCGCACUGAAAUCCAACAUCUCUCUUUCAAACGAGAAAAAAGUUGAUUGGAAAAUCUCGAAAAAUAGAGAAGUGGAAGAUGGCAAAGAAAAAGCUUCAGCAAGUGGACGCCAUGGCAUCUCCGUUGAUGAAAAGCGUCGACGAAUCGACUCACGUGAGGAGCAAAAUGUGCUGGAAACUAAGAGCUUGUCCAAACAUUCUUACUCUGCAGGGUCCAAACAUGUCCAAAGUUUGCGCGAUAAGCAUGUUGAAAAGAAAGAAAAAACGAAAAAGGAAGACGAGGAAGAUGAUUGCGAUAUUGUUCUUGAUCUUGACGACUUUGAUCCGGGAGAGCAAAUUACCGAACAGACUGAGAAGGACUUCGCUCGUGGUGGUAUUCCUACAGCAAUGUCACUAAGUGAAGUAAAGCUAGCUAUAAAACGAGGCGACGUCGCCACAGUCCUGGCUUCCCUUGCUGGUGGUAUGAACGUCAACUCUCAAGACGGUAUGACGGGAAUGACUCUACUGGCGAGGGCCGUCUCUUUGGAUCAAGAGAGUAUUGUAAAAGUGCUUCUUGAUCAUGCGGCGAAAGUGAAUAUCAAAGAUAAUACUGGAAACACGCCGCUUCUUCUUGCCUGCGAGAAGGGAGUUGAAAACAUAGUGCUCAUGCUGCUAAACGCUGAAAGUGAUAUUAACGCCAAGCAGUCUCUAAGUGGAGAAACACCUCUUAUCAAGGCUAGCAUGAAUGGACAUUAUUCUGUGGUCGCUGUGUUGCUUGUACACGGAGCUGAUUGUCAAAUGAGAAGUUUAUCCGGUCUGACCGCCGCCCAAACGGCGGCCGAGUGUGGAUACUUUGAUAUCCGAGAUCUUAUUGAAUCGCAUAACAAGAGAGUUCAAGAUUGCAUCGAGACGGCGAUCGCCGAUUGCUUACGAGACUCGGGGACGUUGAUGAAUCCGCCUAUUUUACCGUUUGUCAGUGUAUAUCCUACUGACGGGCAGACAUUCAAGUAUCAUUUUCAUUACGACAAGUCGCUGUUAGGUAAAACUAUUUUACUGUUUUGCCUUCGCGCUGUGUUCUCGAGAAGUGGUCAAGUCAACCUUAGUUUUUGUAAAGACAACGGUGUUCAUACUGUUUUGCUAAAUGGUUCGUUGCAGUCGCCUGUAUUACCUAAUAUCAAAUCAGUUUUCUUGCUGCAGCCAAAGUUGGAAACGAACCGACUGGUCCUUCAAACAUAUCAAUCUCAUGUUCAACUGCUAGUUUGCAUAUACGCCUCGCAGUGGGAUGAAACGCUUUUGAAGAAAGAGUACAAGAACAAACCAGGUUGAAACAUUAUUUAAGUCGCGUGCUUCCCAGGCCUGCUGCAAGAAUCCGAUAUAGCACCGUCCAUAGAAUAGCGACUUUCUAUAUUUUCGUUGCCAAAGUAGAACUUUUUUUGUCUUUGUAUUUACUUUAUUGUAGCUUUUAUUGUUUCGAAAGAUUGGUGAAAGUAUCAUAUAUACAUAUACUUACCGCUAUUCAGGCUUUCUGGAACAGGCUAUGUCGGAUUCAACUUUUGUCUUAACCUUUCUUUAAAGGAACCUAGCGAAGUCAAGGUUUUAUCCAUGCAUAAGAAAACGAAAUAUGACGGCGGAUUGCACGAAGAAAAUUCGCUGUUUAGGAAUAUGCAUAAGCUCAAAUUAUUUAUGAACAAUUUUUUAACCAAACAUUUAUCCUUAUGCGUGAAAAUGUUAUUUACGGAACGUCCAGUGCGUUUGGUAAAAUAUCAAAUCGCUUUAGUUCUAGGAUGAGAGGGUUCGUCAAAGGGUAUUGGCCAGGUUGGGGUAUAAAACAUAUUUUGGUCAUUGGAUUCAUAAAAUUACACUUUAAAUUUUCCCUUUGAAAAUCUUUCUAGUUUAAUGUUGCUACAGCAAAGCACAUAUAUUGUAUGGAGUAGGGAAGCCAGCCAGCAUCUUUUCGUCAUGCUAUGUAAAUUUUAUAGAAUCAUCAUUAUUUAUUACUUUGGAGAUCUAUUGUUUUUUCGAUGCCUGAAAAAGGAAAAAUUUCCAGAGCAGGACGAAACGAGCUGGCUGGAUUGGUUUUGAAUUUCUAAGGAAUAUAAUUUUACCAAUAGGUACUCCAAGGUACUUAGAAAUGUAAAUAUAUACAAAAAUGCGGUGCUUUAAUUUAUUUUGACUUUCCCCAGAUCCGCCACUGAAUGAAAUAUUCAUUUAACAGAGGUUUACCCUAGUGUAUCACACUCACGCACUUCACAAUGAACUUUCCCCAUAUUUUAUCGUACACAUCUGAGUCUCUGUCAGUAAGUUGUAAAUACAGACGGUAGUUUUUUACGGACAAAUUGGGCUUUAUUUUCGUGUAUGCACAUAUUAAAUAAUUUCGAAUCGGCA
Molecule: messenger RNA, 8591 nt
Organism: Xenia sp. Carnegie-2017
Lineage: Eukaryota; Metazoa; Cnidaria; Anthozoa; Malacalcyonacea; Xeniidae
Exons: 11
Coding region: 1011-7532 (2173 amino acids)
Biological process (GO): heterochromatin formation
Molecular function (GO): protein binding
Source: RefSeq, a predicted model, not a curated record